Fusarium verticillioides 7600 is the source of this 2296-nucleotide messenger RNA. RefSeq lists its product as hypothetical. Gene Ontology annotation, biological process: positive regulation of transcription by RNA polymerase II. Gene Ontology annotation, molecular function: transcription cis-regulatory region binding; DNA-binding transcription factor activity, RNA polymerase II-specific; zinc ion binding. The coding region runs from base 34 to 1440 and encodes 468 amino acids. Lineage: Eukaryota; Fungi; Ascomycota; Sordariomycetes; Hypocreales; Nectriaceae. Gene Ontology annotation, cellular component: nucleus. The record is from RefSeq and is a predicted model, not a curated record. The transcript has 2 exons.
CUACAAGAGGGAAUUUUAAACAAGGCCCUGAACAUGAAGAUUCUACAAGACUGCAAGACGUGUUCCCUGCGCCGCAUUCGCUGCGACCGUACUACCCCGCAUUGUCUGAAGUGCACGGGACGAGGACUGUCCUGUCCUGGAUACAAACGCCAGAUCCGAUGGGUCAACUCGAUUGCGAGCCGUGGCAAGUUCAAGGGCCUCCCAGCACCAACUCUUGAACCAGCCCCUAUUCGAUCUCCAGAAGCUGUCCCUAGCACAGUCCAAUCUCGCCCUCUUGCCCGUGACGAACUCGAUGAGCCAUCCCAAGAAGUGGUGAAUCAGUUGUUAGAAUAUUUCACACUGGAGCUUGCCCCGAAGAACGUAUGGGUGCACUCACCAGAGAAUGGGUACACGCGCCUCGUCGUUCGCCUGGCGCAUACACAGCCUGCCCUGCGGUAUGCUAUCAUUGGGCUAUCAGCUGCUUACCAAAGCUAUGCGUCGGCCAGCACAACGAGCGGCUUCUCGCAAAAGGCCCAUCUCAAGGCCAUCACAUUGAUCACUGAUCAGAUCCGAACCUUGACUAGCAUGGGAACCAAUGGAAAGCACACUCUACCUCCAGGGCACCAAGAAGCUACAGAUGCAGUGCUUGCGGCUACCCUCGUGGUGUGCAAUCACUCUCUCCUGGACUGUAGCACGGCUGAUGCAGUUUUCCACUUGAGAGCUACAAGAACUCUGAUAAAGUCUCACUUGACCAAAGGAGCUACUGAUAAUGAACUCUUCACCUUUAUUGCGAAUCAAGUCGCAAGUCUUGACAUAAUGGCAUGUACAACCCUUUUUGAUCCUGAUCUUGUCCGAGAUGUCGUUAUGCCCAGGCUAGAUGGUGGCUCAGUUCCGUUUGGCCAUUUUCUACUAGGCAUACAUAGGAUCACCACUGUCUCGACAUCGUCAAAUAUCGAAGGAACCCCUGGUGGUGACCCCGGGUUCCUCGAGGAGCUCGAAGAUGAAUUUGAACUCGCCAGAGCAGCUACAUAUAUGGCAGUCGGACGAACAUUGAAGCCUUCCAGAGACGCCCACCUCUCGGACACAACUCUUCUUAUUGAGGCCUUUCACCAAGCUGGGCUGAUAUAUGCUUGCAGACGACUUGGUAUUGGAAGCAUUAGGGGCUUUGAAGAACUUCACCGCUCUAAAUUAUUCAGGCUACUCGAAAAGGCCAUCGCUAGAGGAAGCUAUCUGCCAGGUCUAUCGUGGCCUAUCUUGAUGGCUGGGAUUUCUUGUCAUGGUCACCAUGAUAGGAUCCAACUUGUCCGUCAACUGUGUCACGAUCUGGUCAGGAGCUCUUCUUUCCAGUACUACUCUAAUAUUCUGCGCUUUCUCGAGGAGUUUUGGGAAAGUUCAGAUGAUGAUUGGAUUCUUGUGGCUCGAGCGUGGGAAAAUAGAAGCGAGCCUCUCUUAGCAAUGUGAGUUUUUGAUACCACUUAUUAAUGAAGGGGGGUUCUAUGUUACAUGUGGUCGCGUGGGAUUAUAUACUUGUGCUGCUUCUCGAAGAUUCUCUCCUCGUUCUCCCAAGCUUCCAUGUGGGUGGAUAUGUGCCAGUCUGUCUUGGUAGCAGUCAUUUCAGCUCGGCCGUCAAUUGCCAAAUGGAGAUCACCACGGCCAAACUCUUGACGAAAGACCUGCUCAGCGCGUGCCGACAGGGGAUCGUCCGGCUGAACGUGGCAGCUGACUUUGGUCGUUCCACCAAACCGCCAACCGUUGUCUUGAUUCUCAAAUAACCCUUCGUCGUUGUCAUAGACAAUGGUGACCUCGCCAGUUUCCAAGUCUCGGGUGAUGCUGGAUUUGGCCCCGGUCGGACGCAGUACAGCCGCCUUCAGCGGCGGACCAUUCACUGCUGGCUCAAAAGGUCUCAAUUGAUUGUCCAGCGGGUUAUCUUUCCGCAUUGGAAUCUCUAGUUGGCUUGAAGAGCAAUCGAUUGUCAAGGUUGGGGCCUCGGGUGACGGCCAAACAACAGGGAAGUAUGCAGAUGAUAGAGCAAGGCGAAGUCGGCUGCCUGCACUGAUUCGCUGGCCACAUUCGUUCAGCUGGAUUCUGACGGUAUAAAAACGGCCUGGCUGGAGGUCUUGCAGAUCGACGUGACUAUCUCGGUGGGUGAGGUUCAAUAGACCGUACGACAACUUUGUAACGCUGCCAUCAGCCAAGACUUCUGAUAGCACUGCUGCAAUAAAGGCCCAUCUUUUAUCACUGGCAACACGUAGAUCAAGGUUCGCAGGACCGAGGAUAUCCAAGGCUUGGGUGAGAGUUGGGCCGUCAAAUACCAAAG